AUGGUUAAAUUGGGUAUCGACACGUACGAAGAGCCUAUCAACCAAAGUGCACUCAAUGGCGGUUACACACCGCAAGGAUUUGUAACAGGGAUUAGUAUGAUGCACGUAUCAGGAACUGGCGGAGGCCCAAAGUAUGGUUUUCCAGCGCAGAUGCCGCUCACUGAAAUCGACGGAGACGUCAACUUGCUGGAUAAUCGUACAUACUGGCAGAAAAGGAUUGGCGACGACGUUGCCUCUGUGGGCUACUUUCGUUCAACACUGGAGUCGGGCAUAAUGAUAGAGCUUGCUGCUUCACGUCAUGCAGGGCUGUAUCACUACACAUAUUCUCCAUCAUCAGAGAAGCACGUGUUAGUUGAUCUCUCGCAUUACUUGCCACAUCCGACGCGAUCCUGGGAUUCGCAGUUCUAUACUGGUGGCGAGAUCGAGAUACAACUAGAAUCAAGGACCUACACUGGGUACACAUCCAUUGCGGGUGGCUGGUGCCUUGGUCCACCAGUAACAAUAUACGUCUGCGGCGAAUUCGAUAGUCCACCUGUCAGUGCGAAAGCAUUCAAGGGCAGAAACACGUUUCCGGUCGGCCGCCAUUUCCGCACUUUUGGCAACAAUACGAUACCACACCCUACCUAUACCGGUCUCCGCGCAAGAUCGGGACCCCUGAACGACCGGGUUGGUGCCAUCUUUACUUGGGAGAACAGCACUGAGGUAAAAUCGCGGGUUGGUGUAUCCUUGAUCAGCGUGGAAAAAGCUUGUGCCUACAAGAACUCGGAACUGGCGUCUUGGUCUAUCGAAGAGACUACGCAAGCUGCACGUGACGAGUGGAACCGAGAAGUCUUCUCCAAGAUCAGGGUCGAUACCUCUGACUCUGCCAACAAGACACGCAUUGCGUUACUGUACUCGUCAUUGUAUUUCAUGAACUUGAUGCCCAGUGAGCGUAUCGGCGAAAACCCACUCUGGGAAUCGGACGAGCCAUCUUGGGACGACUUCUACACUCUCUGGGAUCUAUUCAGAAACCAGGUAUCUUUGUGGCAUCUCAUAAUGCCAAGUUACUACGAGUCAAUGCUUCGAUCCCUGAUCGAUAUCUUCAAGAAUGAAGGUUAUCUUCCAGAUGGUAGAUCGGGCAACUACAACGGGCUGGUCCAAGGUGGUUCAAAUGCGGAUAAUGUCCUCGCAGAUGCUUAUGUGAAAGGCUUACGGGGCGCCAUAAACUGGACCGAGGGUUACGCUGCGGUCAAGAAGAAUGCUGAAGUCUUGCCAUUUUUCGAUGAGAAUCCUGUCGACAUAACAGGCUCUCUUAAAGAGGGUCGAUCAGCAUUGGACGACUGGAUUCCACUCGGCUAUGUCUCAGCCAACCGCAACUCGCGUGCUGUGUCCAAAACAGUCGAGUACUCCCUCAACGACUUCGCAGUCAGCCAGAUUGCUGCCGGAGAAGCACCAGAUGAGCAAGGUAUUUAUUUCCGACGCUCUGGUGGUUGGCAGCUUUCUUGGGAUGCCAAAGCUACAAGUCGUGUCUCAUUCGAAUAUUCGUUCGUUAUACCGCAUGACAUGGCGCGCCUCAUCGAACUCAUGGGUGGACCAGAUGGGUUUGAGAGUAGAUUGGACUACAUAUUCCAGCCAAAUACUUCUGGUGUUGAUCUUGGUGUCAAUGGCUUGGGCAUCACCACGAUCAAUAAUGUGGCAAACGAGCCGGACUUCCAGACGCCAUAUUUGUACAAUUACAUUUCUAAACAGUUCAAAAGCGUCGAGCGAUCGAGGCAGCUGGCGAACGACUUCUACUUCAACACCAGCACCGGUAUCCCUGGCAACUCCGAUGCUGGUGCGCUCAACUGCUGGUUGAUCUGGCAGAUGCUGGGCUUGUAUCCAGUUGUUACUACGCCUGUGUAUCUUCUGGAGAGUCCAUGGUUUAAUGACAUCAACAUCACUGUCAAUCACAACCAUACACUCCGCAUCCUUGCAGAAGGUCUCGACGAUGGAGAUGGAAAACAAGGCUACUAUGUUCAAGGCGUGCGCAUAAACGGUAAGGAAUGGAUUCAAAACUGGUUCGAGCAUGAUGACGCAGAUGGAAUCAUGACAAACGGCGGCGAGAUCUUGUUCAAUCUUGGAACCGAGCAGAAAGCUUGGGACACUGGAGACGUACCCCCGAGUCCUGGACACCAAGUUGUCGACAUGGGGAUGAGAUGA
This is a messenger RNA of Parastagonospora nodorum SN15, 2178 nucleotides long. RefSeq lists its product as hypothetical. NCBI's taxonomy places the organism in Eukaryota, Fungi, Ascomycota, Dothideomycetes, Pleosporales, Phaeosphaeriaceae. Gene Ontology annotation, molecular function: carbohydrate binding; peptide-N4-(N-acetyl-beta-glucosaminyl)asparagine amidase activity. Gene Ontology annotation, biological process: glycoprotein catabolic process; protein deglycosylation; carbohydrate metabolic process. Gene Ontology annotation, cellular component: nucleus; cytosol. Bases 1 to 2178 code for a protein of 725 amino acids. The transcript has 3 exons. The record is from RefSeq and is a predicted model, not a curated record.